AUGAAUCACCGAGAGACACCGAGGAAACAGUUCAGAGCUUCAGAAUCCAAGGAGGUAAAAAUGCUGGACCAGUUGUUCAGAUUGAGUGAUGAUUGCUCCAAAAUCACCAUAACGGAUCUCCACUCUCCUCUCCCAGAUGACAUCAAUAAACUUUACAAAGCAAAGGAUCCAAACGAUGGUCAACAAGCACAGCUGGUAGUUCGGUCACGUCAGAAAUCACCAGCUGAUGGAGUUCGAAAGGCUGCUGAAGUGGAGCUUCCAAAGCAAAACGGUCAACAACCGGACUACGCAGCAUGGCUUCAGUUCGAUGAGCAUGGCAUGAUUCGUCCACACAGCAUCCUUGGUCAUUUGGAGGAUUUUCACAGUUAUCUGGAGACCAAAGGAGAGAAAAAUCUGGUACAGCAAAUACCAAAAUCUUCAGGUGAUCUAUCGGAGGCCACGAGGACUCAGCCUAACAACGUGGAGAGACGCUCACAGCAGAGGAACAUCCAGAGCAAUGCCCUGCAACGCUGGGAUAAACAUGUGAGACAUCGCAGACAGCAGCAGGAUGAGUUAUCUAACAUGCUCGAUAGGCCAGUGGGAUUCUUACUGAUGAACCAAGCCAACCAUUUCAGAGAAACUCAAGAGCAAAGGGAAAUUGUGAACCGAGUCAUGCCGCUCACCCACUCUGGAUAUGGUUACCGUGUGGGCAGUGAGUUUUGGAGUCUCCCGCAGCAUUAUGGAGAUGAGAUGAGUGGUAUUACAGCCACUCUGACUCAAACCGAGCGAGGCCAAAAAAAACCUGUGACACAUGUAGGACAGCCGAGCAGCAUACAGAAGGAACUGGGAGUCAUUUCUGCCGAGACGCAGCGUCCGGCUUCUCGGACUUGGAGUCGGAGUGCUUACCUUCAACACCAGUGCCAGGAACUUAAAGAUGUUCUCCAGGAUAUGGACAUCAAGAAGCCAGAUAUCAGCGAACUGGAGGUGAUUGGUUCUGGAAAGCUGUUCACGUCCACCACAGUGUGUCAGAGUCCAUUACUGGAGGAGGAGGAAGAAGAGAAGGAGCAUGAGGAGGUUAUAAAGGAGAACUUCAACCCUCUGGCAGAGCUGGAUGAUGUUCAGGUGAAGACUUUGUCUGUUCCUGCUUUGAGAAUUCAAGGUCAGCUUGCAAGCUGGACUGGAAACUCUACAGCUAGCAAGGCAGAAGUAGGAAUCAGCACCACAAUAUUCUUCGAGGCCCUGACUGGAGAAAUGAUCUCCUCUGACCUGGAGCUGCACAACGAGGGCAGCACAACCAUCUUUUACAGCUGGCAGAAGCUGACUGUGCCGCAGACCUUCCAACACCAGCUCUCACAAAAACCGAGUGUGCACUUCUACUUCAAUUUCUCCUCUGGUGUGAUCCGUCCUGGUGACACCCAGCGGGUGGAGUUCAAAUUUAAGUCAGAGGAUCCAGGACUCAAAACCGAGCUUUGGCAACUCAACACUUACCCUGUUGUGUUGCAAGGAGCCUCUAUUCAGGUCAGGUUGAGUGGAGUGGCCUUUAACCAGGUCAAAACUGCAGAUCAGAGGCUUUUCAUUGAGCACAAGUUGGAAAAGAAAAUUGUGGUAAAAAUGUGUCGAUCAACUGUGUAUGAGAUGCUGCAGAGGGUCCGUUCCCCUGAAAGACCCCGCACUCCUUCAGAGCUUUACGUCACUGAAGAGCGUCUGUUCCAGAUCAAAAACCCUAAGUUGCAGUAUCUUUAUGAGCCAGUAGAGGAGCUGAAGAGGAUUUGGCAAAAAGUGGAUCCAGGAGGCAGCUGGGAUUUUUCUAUUGACACUCUUCAGCAGGCUGUACUGUCGUUUGAGGAGCCCCCUUUAUCCCCCCUGACCAAAGAAGACUGCCUGGCUGAGAUCAACUCUCUGUUUCUGCAGCUUUCUAUGCCAUCAGAUGUAAAACACCAACCUUCAGCUACCUUUAUUGGGCAGCAGCUGUGGAGGAAACUGCUGAACACAAUGUCUGGUGAGGCCAUGAGGCUAAGAAAUGUGUUUGGCUUUUCGGAGAAAGAAAUGUGUGUUGAUGGAAAGCACGAAACGAUAAUCCCUGAUGAUGAUGACGAGAAAAAGGGAGCGGCAGCUGCUAAAGAGGAAAAGAAUGGGAUGAAAUCUAGAUUUAAAGGUGACACCAAGUCUCCAAUAACUGACAGUUCAGCGGAGGAGAUCAAAAGGAAAGGCAAAAGGAAGGAGGAUGCGGGGAGGCACUCCAGGGAAUGGCGCAGGAAGGGGUCUGCCUCACUGGUUGAAAUGAAUUCAGAAUCCAUCAGUCCACAGUCACCUGAUGACCAAAGCGUAGACCCAGAGAUGAUGCAAAUUUACACAAAGACCCUGCACAAAAAGGUUUAUGGUCUGAUGGAGGAGCUGGUGGACAACCUGUUUGACCUGAUGGAGGAGAUGAAGGUGGAAAAUGGACAGAAGCCAUCUGUUAACACACGACAGGCAGGCAGGGAUCUGAAUUUGUUGUCUAAUCAAUAA
This is a messenger RNA of Nematolebias whitei (Rio pearlfish), 2487 nucleotides long. RefSeq names its product mycbp associated protein. NCBI's taxonomy places the organism in Eukaryota, Metazoa, Chordata, Actinopteri, Cyprinodontiformes, Rivulidae. The record is from RefSeq and is a predicted model, not a curated record. The transcript is spliced from 19 exons. Bases 1 to 2487 code for a protein of 828 amino acids.